Molecule: messenger RNA, 3185 nt
Organism: Limulus polyphemus (Atlantic horseshoe crab)
Lineage: Eukaryota; Metazoa; Arthropoda; Merostomata; Xiphosura; Limulidae
Product: insulin gene enhancer protein ISL-1-like
Exons: 7
Coding region: 385-1650 (421 amino acids)
Biological process (GO): positive regulation of transcription by RNA polymerase II; axonogenesis; neuron fate specification
Cellular component (GO): nucleus
Molecular function (GO): DNA-binding transcription factor activity, RNA polymerase II-specific; cis-regulatory region sequence-specific DNA binding
Source: RefSeq, a predicted model, not a curated record
GAACUCAAAGAGAGCGCGUGCUGGUUAUCCCACAUGAUGUGUGUGCAUGCUAGAGUUUAGCAGGAGUGUUAAAGGCGUGAAGAGUAAGUUAAACACAAGGGGACUGAAAGGUGAAACGUACGAGAUCGCUUCUACAUAUAAGUAAUAUUCUAUAGGAUCUUGUGUGUGUGUGUUUUUUUGAGCGGAUCGCCCACAGGGGUUACACAACUAAUUAUACAGUACAACAUAUAAUAUCCUUCAUUAUCUGUUAUUGGUGCUAAGGGGACAAGACCGGUUACCAAAAGUGUGAGACUUGUAAAUUAUCUUAUUUCACCAAGUUCCUGAAAAACGGCCAAAAUUCCAACUGCAAAUAUUUCACCCUCUAAAGCAGACGAGGCAGUCGACAUGGGCGAGGCACAGCCGCUCAGAAAGCAGCGAGUGUCAACUUGUGUCGGCUGCGGGUCCCAAAUCAAUGAUCAAUACAUUCUCCGAGUAGCACCGGACCUAGAGUGGCACGCAGCUUGUCUCAAGUGUGCUGACUGUCAUCAGUUUUUGGACGAGACCUGCACGUGCUUCGUUAGAGACGGCAAGACUUACUGUAAGAGAGACUACGUUAGGUUAUUUGGAGCUAAGUGCGCCAAGUGUAAUACAGGAUUCAGCAAGGAUAACUUUGUGAUGCGAGCCAAGAACAAGAUUUAUCACAUUGAAUGUUUUCAGUGUAUGGCGUGUUCUAGACAGUUAGUUCCAGGAGAUGAAUUCGCCCUCAGAGACGAUGGACUUUUUUGCAAGGCUGACCACGAAGUUUUAGAGAAAGCCAUUAAUAACAACAAAGGUACACUAGCCAAUGGAAAAGGAAACAACAGUAGUGCUAAUGAUAGCAUUGGGUUACAAAUGGCAGCUAACGCCGAGCCGAUGCAGACUAACCGAAAUAGAGGUUCCGUCAGGCCGCAAGUCCACAAACAAAACUCGGACAUUAAGUCAACUCGAGUGCGGACCGUGCUAAACGAGAAGCAGCUUCAUACAUUACGCACAUGCUACGCAGCCAACCCGCGGCCUGACGCGCUGAUGAAGGAACAGCUUGUGGAGAUGACGGGUUUGUCUCCCAGGGUGGUUCGGGUGUGGUUCCAGAACAAGAGAUGUAAGGAUAAGAAGAAAAGCAUCUUGAUAAAACAGAUGCAGCAGCAGGAUAAGUUUGUGAUCCUCUCCAUGUCUGACUCCGACUGUUCACCACAGCAUUCCCCGGUAGGGCACAGUGCACUUUCUAUAUUUCGGGCCACCAAUCGGGAAGGCUAUUGGGAGGGCCGACAGGUUAGUCUUGGCACCAUGCGUGGAGUUCCAAUGGUAGCCUCGAGCCCAGUGCGACACGAGAGCCCUUUACAGGUGAACCCAAUUGAAGUUCAAACCUACCACCCACCUUGGAAAACUUUGGCGGAGUAUGCCAUGCAACCGGUUAUUGACCCCCAUACACCACAUUUUCAGCAGCUGGUUAAUCAGAUGCACGGUUACGGUGGCGACCCACAUAACGACCCGAGCCAGCAGGUUCCCGUCACCACCAUGGCGCCGCCUGUUACUGCAAUGCCUCCGCCUUACCUUGGGCCCGGAGAGGAUCCAUUGCACACAACGCAUCUGCCACCAACUCCUUCCGAGCUAUCCAGUCCCAAUAGUGAAUGAUAAGGUGCCGAACAGCAUUUUGAAAGUCGUUAGAAAGUGUUCGUUUGAUAUAUACCAACAUCAGUACAUUGUGACAUAACGGCCAUUGCAAGAAACUGAAAAUAUAACUGUGCUGAAUUAAUAAAGAACUAUUUUUCACUUAAUUGUGCAAUGUAAACAAAACUGAAGAGAAAUGUGGAUGACAUUUCAAGUUGUGAAAUCGAAGGUAGUCAAAGUGUCAAGUUUUUCUAACAGGAAGAGGAAUUAGAAACAGGAUACGGAGAGAUUUAUACAGAAGACAAAGUCCGUCAUAUUUCUAAGUAGAAGAAGGUUAAGUGUGAAUGAACUGCAUUUGUGCUCAAGUCUCGGAAAAAUUACACGAGAUCCGGCACAUACAACGUAGAGUAAGAUAAUGUACAUAUAUAUUUCUUUAAAUUGUAAAUACAAAAUAUCCAUGUUGUUUUCGUGGCUGUAAAUUACGUAGUAUAUCAUUAAAAAACCCUCUGGAGAAGUAGUAAUGACUAUAUACAUAUGAAAGAGAAAUCAAUACACUGUCUACUGACAGAAAAGAAAGAAACAUUGUGUGCAUGUGUUACACAUGGAUCGUGUUUUAACACCGAAGUAAAACUGAAAACCACAUUCACAAGUUGAAACUGUUACUAUGUCAUGUGUCCUGAAUAAUUCUCCAUUAGGAUCACCAUAACACUAUAUAUAUAUACAUAUAUAUCGAUGUCUCCUUUGUGUAGACAAACAUUGAUUAAUGCCUUAGGUUCCAUUAUUUGUGUUGCAACAAAAGAUAUGUUUGCUUUUACCACAAACUGUGCUUAUUUUUGAAAAAAGAAAUCAUUCCCCACAGUUCAAAGGUCAGCAAUAUCUCAGGAAAAAGAACAGAACAGAAGAGAAUAUUCAGGUUUUACCAAGUUUGAUGAGUUGGGAUUAUAUUAUAGCUAUGCAUUUUAAAUGAGUUAAUAAGGGAUUAGCUAAGAAGGAUUUACUUAAGACAGUCCAACAUGAUAUCCAUUCAAACCUUAUGAAAGUAACUACAAUAUGCAUAGCUUGGAUUAUCAAAUAUGGAAAACCAAUAGUGAAAACCAAUAAAAUAGAUAAAUGCACAUUUAUGAUACUAACAUUCAUUUCAAACAUUAAUAUCGAUAAAUUUUCUUGACUCGUUUUCCGGUUCAGGUUUUAUUCAGUACCGUUUUCAUCUAUGGAACUUUAAUACAGACUUUUUUCUAUGUAUAAACAAAGUAUUUGUGGCAAAAUAGCUGGAAAAGUCUUGAAGUGAUGCUGACAUUAUAUCUGUGCAUGUUGGAUGCGUGACUUGAUCGAUUUCCCCAGUUUAUCCAAACAUGAUAAUACCGUACCCAGUUUAAGUGCUUUAUAGUUUGUUUGAUUAGAAUUACAUGAAAACAUAUAAAUGUAGUAUAAAGAUAAAAUCGUAUUCUUGCCAUUUUUGUUUUAACUUAAACAACAAUGAAAUUCAAAUGAAAAUGUGUAAGUCGUUUAUUGUGUCAGUAAGUACUUUACCGGCAUAAACUUAUAUCUGGGAAUAUAUA